AUUUAAGCACAGGGAGGGGACAUGUCACCAACUUUCCAAACUCUCUCUCGGAUUUAUUUUUAAUAAUUUCUGUUUCGGCCCCGCUUUGGUAAUCUAAUCCCCCUGUUUUCCAUUCCCCUCAGAGACGCCGUCGUUUUAUUGACGCCGGUGGCUCUGUUAUCAGCUUUUUCAUCAUCAUCGUCUCCGACCUCCCGCAAAACAUUAUCUACCAGGGUGGAGGUGGGGGGGCGGGGGCGGGAAAAACCAUGAAGCAGGGCUUCAGGUUCUCUCUGUCCGUAACCGUCGUCGUUUUGGCAAUCUGUUACAUAUACUUGACCACAAUCUUCAUUUACAUCGACCGGUGGUUCGGUCUAAUGACCUCUCCUGGAAUAAUGAACGCCGUCGUUUUCACCGGAGUCGCCGCCAUGUGCGUCUUCAACUACACCGUCGCUGUUUUCAUGGAUCCGGGUAAAGUUCCCUCCACUUACAUGCCUGACAUUGAAGAUUCCGAUAACCCUGUUCACGAGAUCAAGCGCAAGGGUGGAGACUUGAGGUAUUGCCAAAAGUGUACUCGCUAUAAACCACCACGUGCACAUCAUUGUCGUGUCUGCAAAAGAUGUGUUUUGCGAAUGGAUCAUCAUUGCAUAUGGAUAAAUAAUUGCGUCGGCCAUGCAAACUAUAAGGUCUUCUUCAUCUUUGUUGUGUAUGCUGUAAUUGCAUGCAUCUACGCCCUGGUUUUGCUUGUUGGUAGUCUAGCUAUAGAUUCUGAAGAGGACGAGCAAGAAAGUGGAAGCUCUUUGAGGACUGCAUAUGUCAUUUCUGGCUUAUUGCUAGUCCCCUUAAGCGUGGCACUAAGUGUUCUUUUAGGUUGGCAUAUCUACCUCGUCUUGCAGAACAAGACCACAAUUGAGUAUCAUGAAGGAGUGAGAGCUAUGUGGCUUGCAGAGAAAGGAGGGAAUGUCUAUUCACAUCCAUAUGAUCUUGGUGCUUAUGAAAAUCUGGUGACGGUACUGGGUCCUAAUAUCUUCACCUGGGUAUGCCCUACCUCAUCACAUAUUGGUUCCGGCCUUCGCUUCCGUACAGCCUAUGAUUAUUCAGCUGUUGCAUUACCAUCAACAUGAAGACACAUAGUUUCUUGUCUUGGUUUACACAAAUGACUUUAAAAAGUGUAGUGGGGAUACCAAGUUUGUGAUGAUGUCUGGUGUCCUUUUUCAGGUGUCCCAGCAUGUAGGAGAAAAAGAUCCCUUCUUUAUCACUUGUACCAAAAAAACCUAGGGUAAGAGUUCAUUGCUGGAAGACAAUUUUACGAAGACAUCUGAAUGUAAGGUCAGUCUGUCCUUGUCAAGCGGCUGAAGUUAAUCAUUGUUCAAAGCAACUUUGACUUAGAUAGCUGGGGCUCUUUUCAUCUGCUUUUCCAUGUUCUUUUUUCUUUUCUGUUUCUGUUUUUAUGUUCCUUUGUGGGGCCCUUUUCUUGGGGAUUAAGUUGAAGAGUUUACUGGCAUGGUCGAGUUGAUAGUUUUUGUGAGUCUUGAUGGUUAGGUUUAUGUACAAAAGAGGGAACCACUAAUACCAAUUGUAUUUCCUGUAAAGGUGUUCAAAGUCUACAGCGGAAUGUUCAUAUAACUUGGAAGAGUUGCAAA
Molecule: messenger RNA, 1619 nt
Organism: Ziziphus jujuba (common jujube)
Lineage: Eukaryota; Viridiplantae; Streptophyta; Magnoliopsida; Rosales; Rhamnaceae
Product: probable protein S-acyltransferase 16
Exons: 7
Coding region: 246-1100 (284 amino acids)
Molecular function (GO): palmitoyltransferase activity
Source: RefSeq, a predicted model, not a curated record